AUGUGGUUAGUCAGUGAGCGUCGGGGUCGAGCCGACGGCAGCGAGGAGCACGAGGCACGAAGCGCGGGAGAGCCGCGCUGCUCGAUCAGCCAGCGGACCGGCCACAGCACGGUGGAGUUUAAGAACGCGGCGUGCGCGGGGGCCAUCGAGCCACCCGCGCCGCCACUCUCCUCCUUGCCAGAUCCGCAGCAGUUCAACAUAUUCCCGGCCUUCUUCAGCCGCCAGCUAAACUUCAGCGGCGGCGGCGGUCAGGGUUCUAAGAUCAUGGAGGAAUUGAGGCCGAAUCUAGUUGGAGGAUUGCUCGGCGUGCCGGGGUUGUUGGAUGAACAUCAAUCGGACGCCAAGUUCCUACCAUCGGGUGCUGAGAGUAAAUACACACCAGAUAAAGGAAGGAAAUGCAGUAACGCUUCCUCGUCGUCUGCGGAGGAGUUUGGUGGCCUUUACGGCGGCGACCACGCGGCUACACCUCCUGCACCACCUCUUAGUAGAUCCCUACAAGAUCACACAGCUGAAGGAGCGUUCAAGAAAUUGAAGCCUGAACCAGGCGGGGCAGUAACUGGUGGUACUUCAGCAUUGUCACCGUCGCUUGGGCCUCAGCAUGCUGGUCAUACCCCAACAACUGCCUCGUGCCCCACACCAGCCAGAAGACGCCAUAGAACCACAUUUACACAGGAACAAUUAGCUGAAUUGGAGGCAGCCUUCGCAAAAUCACACUAUCCUGACAUAUAUUGCAGAGAGGAACUGGCGCGGACGACGAAACUUAACGAAGCGAGGAUACAGGUUUGGUUCCAAAACCGUCGCGCAAAAUACCGCAAACAGGAGAAGCAGCUCCAGAAAGCGCUUGCACCUGCUGUAUUGCCGGGCUGCAAUGGAAUGAUGCGGAACAUCCAAGGAUACAGAGGGUACCAGCCGUACCCACAUCCUAACACCAUCAAUAGAUAUCCACAGCACCACGGCAGUUACGAAGAACUUCAAAAGGACAUAUUCUCGUUAUCCCAAAUGGGCGGAGGGUCGUAUCCGAUGCCCCAAGGCUUUUCUAUGGGACACGGUGCCAACAUGAGCGCCGUAGGCAUGAGACAGGAUACCAUGGGCAUGACAGCUGAGGAUGAGUGGUACAACAAAUCGCUGUCCGCUCUACGGAUGAACAGCGUGAACAGCCACGCGAACCUUCCCGCGCCAAUGUUACAAUACCAAACCUAA
Danaus chrysippus (African queen) is the source of this 1200-nucleotide messenger RNA. The record is from the annotation of a GenBank genome assembly. Lineage: Eukaryota; Metazoa; Arthropoda; Insecta; Lepidoptera; Nymphalidae.